Molecule: messenger RNA, 678 nt
Organism: Anneissia japonica
Lineage: Eukaryota; Metazoa; Echinodermata; Crinoidea; Comatulida; Comatulidae
Product: monocarboxylate transporter 13-like
Exons: 1
Biological process (GO): transmembrane transport
Molecular function (GO): monocarboxylic acid transmembrane transporter activity
Source: RefSeq, a predicted model, not a curated record
UUAAAGGUCUUGUUAGAAAAUUAUGGUUGGAGAGGAACUUUACUUGUGACAGGAGCAAUACAUUUGCAUGGAUUAGUAACAGCAACAGCUCUUGAUCCCAGCAUUGGCCGCAAACAGGACGUCACUUACACAGAAAUUGGGAAAAGUGGAGAAGAUGAGACAUUCUUGCAAAAGAUUGGAGAAAGGCUUCAGGUUCGCGUCUUUAGAGACUUCAAAUUAAUUGGAUUGUUUACUGUAAGCUUCUCUCUCGCUUUUACUGAAGUCUUUUUCUACUUGAGUUUGAUACCAUACGCCAUCAGUAUCAGUAUUGAGCCAAUGAAUGCCAGCUUCCUGAAAACUCUUGUAGGAAUGGGAUGUGUUGUUGCUAGAAUUGCACAGUGUGCUACUCUACAGACGGUCAAAACAUCAGCCAGACUGUUUGUGUUAAUUCAAUUCCUGGACGUCGCAGCACUUAUAAUUUUCAUAACUUCGAAUCAAUAUACUGUUUUGGCUGUGACGUUAUUUGCACACGGAGCGACAUUUGGGAUUCAAACUUGUUUUGUAUAUUUCCUGACAUCAAAGUCGGUUGAUGCAGCAUACAUUGGAGGUGCAAUCGGUUGGUCAAAUGCGAUUUACGGAUUAGGUCAUCUUUCUGCCUCAUUAGUGGGUAAGACUGCUUCUAGUCUAAGACCAUUUUGA